GGAACCCCUGCAUGAAGGAUCGGAACACGCAGGAGCUUGCUCGUGAUCAAUCAUGCAAGGGAAGAAGCGCGACAGGCUGUAUGGAUGCUGUCACUCCAAGGGCGGUGAAGUCACGGUUUUGUCGCUUUCAGACGAUGAGGGUGACAACGGCUGAGUAACGGCUGCCGGACGACAGGAUCGUGUUCCCAAAGCAACUUGGAGAGACACGAAAGCUAAAGCCCUGCGGAUCGAGGAGUUCGAAAAGCCUUUCUAGCUAUAAGGCGAGUAAAUCGGUCUCUUGCUGUACAGGUGCACGGCAUGACACUACUUGAGCCUUGCGCACGGAGCCCGUUACAGGACAAGUAUCACCAAUUGGCGACCAGAAAGAUGCUCAGCAUGACACGUAGUACGACCUGCUACGGUAGCAAUCAUGUUACCUGCGCACGUCAGGCAACUUUUCGACACAAGUCAUCCUGAAAUAACCAUCCCCGCUUCCAAGGACUGUUCGGCGCUGUUGUGCGCAGCAGCGCACCUGAUAUAUCCUAGGGAUCAACAGACGCACCUCGCGUCGUACUUCCCCAUCGUUCCCCCGGUGGAUCGCAUCGCUCUCUGCGUCUCCAGCGCGGACGUGAGCGCUCAGCAGCGUGCGCAGUUGCAACACGCGUUCGAGACAGCACAAGACUUCCCCGAGAUUGACCUCAGACCGGGCGGGCGGAAGUCUUGAUGGAAGGCAAGAGUAUUCAUACGUGCGCGGAGACUGGUGCUGGAAUCAUGGGCGACAAUCCGUGACGCGUGAUGUCUAUUAACGCGUUCCUGCCGCAUGCGUACAUAGAUAUCUGCUCGCCCCCUGCCCUACGCCGUUCAUUUCACCUCAUCCGUACACGGUCCGGUGUGUUCAUUGCGAUAGAUCAGAGCCCCAUAACCGUGAGUUGCUACGGACACUCCGACAGCCAACGGAUCUAUCACGCCCGUUUGGGUGAUCUGCAUAUAUGCGCAAGGAGCGAUUUCUCUGUGCCGAGCAAGUCGAUUUGCACGCCUUCGCCCGUCGUAUCGCAGGGGAAGAGGGUCACUGUGAACGGGCGAUAGACGGUCCUGUCCCUCGUCGCUGCGAGUUUGAGCACUAGCUGGAUGGCGGUCGAGCGUUCCUGCGCGUUUCAGCAGAUGGCGAGACAGCGCCGGGGAUGUCAACGCCGGUGCCAGAGGGGGCGUCCAGAUGACGGGCGGUCGACAGCCGGCUCCACAGGCGUGCGGAUCCAGCACAGACGCACGCGUCAGACGAGCCCGCGCACCAUUUCCUGCACCUCCGCGUCCACGCCACCCCUCCGCCCCCGGCCCGGCAUCAUCUGCGAGCCGCUCCCGCUGCCAGACGCCGUGCCCACCAGCGUAUCCUCCAUCUCGGCCUCUUCCACCGUCCGUGUCGUCCCGAGCCCGACGGAUCCCCCCGACCGUGUCCCCCUGUUCCCACUCCCACUCGUGUUCGUGCCCCCGCUGCCGCUGCCACUUGCGCUCUCGUUCCCACUCGAC
Messenger RNA from Heterobasidion irregulare TC 32-1, 1503 nucleotides. RefSeq lists its product as uncharacterized. The record is from RefSeq and is a predicted model, not a curated record. The coding region runs from base 410 to 703 and encodes 97 amino acids. The transcript has 3 exons. NCBI's taxonomy places the organism in Eukaryota, Fungi, Basidiomycota, Agaricomycetes, Russulales, Bondarzewiaceae.